CACAAUGUCUCUCGCCCGUCUUGGAGGAGCGCUCUCGCGCGCAAAGUACUCGUCCCGGCCGCAAUGGCAGGCAGCCCGGGCCCUCUCCAGCGCCGCCGCACGCAACGCCAGAGCCGAUAAUGAGCUCAAUUCGGUCUCCCGGCACAUCACACAGCCCAAGUCGCAGGGCGCCUCGCAGGCCAUGCUCUACGCGACCGGCAUGGACGAGGCCGACAUGAACAAGGCCCAGGUCGGCAUCAGCUCGGUCUGGUACUCUGGCAACCCGUGCAACAUGCACCUGAUGGACCUCAACCACAAGGUCAAGGAGGGCGUCGAGCGCGCAGGCCUGCUGGGCAUGCAGUUCAACACAAUCGGCGUUAGUGACGGUAUCUCCAUGGGCACCAAGGGCAUGCGCUACUCGCUGCAGUCGCGCGAGAUUAUUGCCGACUCCAUCGAGACAGUCAUGGGCGGUCAGUGGUACGACGCCAACAUCUCCAUCCCCGGCUGCGACAAGAACAUGCCCGGUGUGAUCAUGGCCAUGGGCCGCGUCAACCGCCCCUCGCUGAUGGUCUACGGCGGCACCAUCCAGCCCGGCUGCGCGAAGACGCUCGACAACCAGAGCAUCGACAUCGUCUCCGCCUUCCAGGCCUAUGGCCAGUUCAUCACCGGCGAGAUCACAGAGGACCAGCGGUUCGACGUCAUCCGCCACGCCUGCAACGGCCAGGGCGCAUGUGGUGGCAUGUACACAGCAAACACAAUGGCCACCGCCAUCGAGACAAUGGGCAUGUCGCUCCCCGGCUCGUCCUCGAACCCCGCCAACUCCAAGGCCAAGAUGCUCGAGUGUCUCGCGGCCGGAGGUGCCAUCAAGAACCUGCUGAAGGAGGACAUCCGCCCCUCUGACAUUCUCACCCGCCAGGCCUUCGAGAACGCCAUGGUCGUCAUCUCCAUCACCGGUGGCUCCACAAACGCCGUCCUGCACUUGAUCGCCAUCGCCGACAGCGUUGGGCUGAAACUCACCAUCGACGACUUCCAGAGCGUGUCCGACCGCACCCCCCUUCUCGCCGAUCUCAAGCCCUCGGGCAAGUACGUCAUGGCCGACAUCCACGACAUCGGCGGCACACCCUCUCUGCUCAAGUUUCUGCUCAGGGAGGGCCUGCUCGACGGCUCCCAAAUGACCGUCACAGGUCAAACACUCAAGCAGAACCUUGAGAAGGUCAAGGACUUCCCCUCCGACCAGAAGAUCAUCCGCCCGCUCUCCGAACCCCUCAAGUCCACCGGUCACCUGCAGAUCCUCCGCGGUUCGCUCGCACCCGGCGGCUGCGUAGGCAAGAUCACCGGCAAGGAGGGCACAGUGUUCACGGGCAAGGCGAAGUGCUACGAAGCCGAGGACGAUUUCAUCAGCGCCCUCGAGCGCGGCGAGAUCAAGAAGGGCGAGAAGACUGUCGUUGUCAUCCGGUACGAAGGACCCAAGGGUGGCCCUGGUAUGCCUGAGAUGCUGAAGCCCUCGUCUGCCAUUAUGGGGGCGGGUCUGGGCAAGGACGUCGCGCUCAUCACAGAUGGCCGUUUCUCUGGUGGCUCGCACGGUUUCUUGAUCGGCCACAUUGUGCCCGAGGCACAGGAGGGUGGACCCAUCGGUCUCGUCCGCGACGGUGAUGAGAUUACGAUCGACUCCGAGAAGAACGAACUCAACGUCGAUGUCAGUGAGGCUGAGAUGGCGGAGAGGAGAAAGAGCUGGACAGCGCCGUCGCUGAAGUACAGCAAGGGCACACUCUUCAAGUACGCCAGGUUUGUCAAGGACGCAUCGCACGGAUGUGUCACCGACUCUGCGUAAGAGCCUAUCGAAGUGUCUUGUCUCAUUUUCUUGAUUUGUACCCAUAUACUGUCAUACCUACAGCAAAAGUGGAUUUGGACCAAGGCUCAGCACCGUCUUCUUUCCACGGGGGCUUUUCCUGCUCAUGAAUACGAUCAAAACAUGUCAAAACACCUGUGUCUCGUUUCUUCUGCGCCUCGUUUCUUCUGCGCUUAUUUCCGAGGCUCGUGUCGUUCAUCAAGCGGUUGUGGCCAUGCGCUUCUCACUUCCGGAUUGUCACCGACCAUCUCCUCCCCAACUAGUCGAGCCGACUCACAAAGUCACCAGG
This is a messenger RNA of Macroventuria anomochaeta, 2117 nucleotides long. RefSeq names its product dihydroxy-acid and 6-phosphogluconate dehydratase. Gene Ontology annotation, molecular function: dihydroxy-acid dehydratase activity. Gene Ontology annotation, cellular component: mitochondrion. The transcript has 2 exons. Gene Ontology annotation, biological process: branched-chain amino acid biosynthetic process. The record is from RefSeq and is a predicted model, not a curated record. Lineage: Eukaryota; Fungi; Ascomycota; Dothideomycetes; Pleosporales; Didymellaceae. Bases 5 to 1810 code for a protein of 601 amino acids.